Ylistrum balloti is the source of this 8250-nucleotide messenger RNA. Its product is annotated as ubiquitin carboxyl-terminal hydrolase 47-like. Lineage: Eukaryota; Metazoa; Mollusca; Bivalvia; Pectinida; Pectinidae. The record is from RefSeq and is a predicted model, not a curated record. Gene Ontology annotation, biological process: protein deubiquitination. The coding region runs from base 84 to 4412 and encodes 1442 amino acids. Gene Ontology annotation, molecular function: cysteine-type endopeptidase activity; cysteine-type deubiquitinase activity. The transcript is spliced from 32 exons. Gene Ontology annotation, cellular component: nucleus; cytosol.
CUAAUAUCAAUCGGGUAAUGCUGUAUAAUCACGAAUGAUUUAAGAGGAAAUGGUAAAAUAAAGAGAAAUAGGUACCAUUCAAGAUGGUAACUGGAGAAAACACUCAAGUCGUGCCCAUAGAGAAUGUGUGCGUGGCAGAUGAACAGAAGAUCCUGUGUGUGGUCCGUGACAUGGUGGAUGUCAAUUGCGCAGGCAUCAAACACACACUUAACCUGCCUGCAUCAACACCUGUGGCAAGACUUAUUUCGGACCUGGCAGAAAAAUUCUCUUAUUUAGCAGAAACAAUUUCAGUUCACUAUGAAAAACAAGUUGGAACAGAAAUAGAAGAGAUGCCUUUGGAGCACUUUCUGAACAGAACUGUAUCUGAUGUGUGUGUGGUAGGAGUGAGACGCCAUGACUUUACUAUUAACGAACGAGAAGGAAUUACUGCCCGUAAAGUGGAAGCUUCACAACCGCAACAGUGUGUAGCCACAUGUGCUACGGAAGCAGAAUCUGAGGUUGCAGGCUCUUCAGAGGUAGUGGCCUCCUCUUCAGGCUACUAUAGUGGUGGGGCCAGUGGCACUAGUUCGGGUGAUGUGUAUACAUUUUCAACCUAUUCAGACAGUUCCUACAGUUAUUCUGCCGCUCUCAUGAAGUCUGAUACAGGCUAUGUUGGACUUGUUAACCAAGCGAUGACCUGCUACCUCAACAGCCUUUUACAGACACUGUAUAUGACCCCAGAAUUCCGUAAUGCUUUGUACAGGUGGGAGUUUGAUGGAGCACAUGAAGAAUCAGAAAAGAAUAUUCCAUACCAGCUACAAAAGCUAUUUUUACAAUUACAAACUAGUCAAAAGCGUGCUGCUGAAACCACAGACUUAACCAAAAGUUUUGGUUGGGAUAGCAGUGAAGUUUGGCAACAACAUGACGUACAAGAGCUGUGUAGAGUGAUGUUUGAUGCUUUAGAACUAAAGUGGAGAAACACAAACCAAGCCAAUCUUAUUAACCAACUUUAUCAGGGAAAGAUGAAAGAUUACGUCAAGUGUUUGGAGUGUACUAAUGAGAGUGCCAGGGUUGACUCCUAUCUGGAUAUUCCACUUGUCAUCAGGCCGUUUGGGGCAACUACAGCCUAUGGUAGUGUGGAAGAGGCAUUAAAUGCAUUUGUUCAGCCAGAAACAUUAGAUGGAAGUAACCAGUACUUUUGUGAAAAGUGUAACAAAAAGUGUGAUGCUCAUAAGGGCCUCAAAUUCCUGUCCUUUCCAUACCUCCUUACACUGCAGUUAAAGCGUUUUGACUUUGACUACACUACAAUGCACAGAAUAAAACUCAAUGAUAGAAUGACUUUCCAGGAAGUGCUGAAUUUGAACCACAUGGUAGAAAACCCAGAAAAAGAUGAAGAGGACUUGAUACCAGCAGCAACAGGAGGGAAAGUGUCAGAUGGACCAUUGGAAGAUAGUAGUGAUGAAGCUAGAACUUGCGGCGUGUUCACAGGCAUUGAUGUAGGAGCCGAGAGUGAGCUGGGAUCUGUCCAAACACCAUCUGAUAACCAACAAAAUCUUUCAAGUGAGGCUGCUGCAAACACGAAAAAUGCCAAGGAGUCAGAGUGCACGGGUCCUUACGUGUACGAGCUGUUCUCCAUCAUGAUCCAUUCGGGCAGUGCAGCAGGUGGACACUACUACGCCUACAUCAAAUCAUUUGUAGACGGACAGUGGUACAGCUUUAAUGACCAGCAUGUUUCCAAGAUAGGAUAUGACGAGAUCACAAAGAUAUAUGGUGGUGCCUCUGUAUCCCGAGGCUAUUACUCAGCCACAUAUAGCAGUUCUACGAAUGCAUACAUGUUGAUGUAUCGUCAGAUCGAUAAACAGAGAAAUGCUGAUUUUGUUCAACCAGAUAAUUUCCCAGAUCAUAUUAGACAACAACUUCAACAUCUAAAGGAUAAAGAUGAAGCAGAACAACGCCAAAAAGAACUUGAUAAAUCUACAUGCAAGAUAAAGACAUUCUGCUACCAUCCAGUUUUAAAGAAGAAACAAGAACAGCGACUAGAAGUACACAAAGACAAAACAUUAGCCGAGGCCACAGAGAUGGUUUACCAUCUGUUUGAGUUAAGGAGUGCUCUACCAUUGGAUUGCUGUCGUCUUGUAAAGUAUGAUGAAUAUCAGGAUACAUUGGAACGCUCGUUUGAAGGGGAGGAGGAUGUUCCUAUAGGUCAACUCCUGGGAGGUGUCAAACAGACAUACAACUUCGAUCUUCUACUGGAGACCAAACGACCUGACCAGCAGUUUCACGAGUACAAACCUGGUGGAGUCACUGUGAAAGUGUUUGUAGUGGACAUGGAUUUAGAGGUCAUACAGGAGCCUAUCAGUGUUCGUGCCUAUAGCCCACAAACUGUUGCUGAAUUUAAGGACAUUGUUUCUGAGGUGUUGGAUGUACCUGUGACAAAUAUGAGAUGUGUUUUGGAGCGGUUUCACAAUGAUCUUCGUUAUCUGUGGAUGCCACACAAAACUCUCAAGGCUGAAGGUUUCUUCAAGAGUAAUAAGGUUUACAUUGAGUACUCUGGAUUGGAGGAUCCCAGUGCAGAUCAUUUUGUCAACAGUCGUUUCUACAAUCUGUUGGAUCGCCAUCAGAAUACUAUCCGGAUACACGUCAGCUUGCCAUCUGUUGCUGAGGUGACUGAGUUCAUAAAGAUAAGUCUGAGGCAUUCUCAUUUAAUGGAGAGGGCUGUGAAUUGUGGAACUGCCACCAAAAGCCUGGAGAACUUAACAGGUGAUGGGGUAACGCCCAAAUACACAGGAGGUCAUGACCCCCUGGACAUUGAUGAAGGAAUCAGUGAUCGUGGCAGUGAUAGUGAAGUAGACUUCAGGGUGAAAUCCCUCACUUUAAAACAGUCAAAAAGUGAUCCCUCCAUAUACCACAACAGUUGUCCAGUGGAUGAACAGUAUAUGCAGCCACAGCGAAGUCUCGCACCUGGUCAAACUCGAACACUUAGUCUAACAGAACCAGGGUCUGAAGCUCGGGCCUGUAGUCCCAUACUGGUACAAAAUAUAGAAACCGGGCCAAUCACAAGGCUUAGUCCAACAGUGUCUGAGGGUCGGACUAGUAGUCCGGUCAACGGGCAGAGCAAUAGUAGUCAGGACACCAGUACUAGUGCAGAAUUCAGUUUGAACACAAAUUUCAGUUCAGUAGCAGAGUUUGACUGUGGACGAGAAGCUGUAGAGCACAGUAACAGUGAUUCAGAGCAAGUAGAGCCUCCAUCACCAGGUGAACGCACCAUCAGUGAUAUAGACUUUAAAAAGGAAUCAGGUGAGGAUGUAUGUAGUGCCACAGAGAACUGGGAUGCAGAAACACUGGAUGUAACACCUUCGGAUGAAACACCAGAUGUGAUGGUCAUCAAUGAGGACAAUGUCAGGCGGUACUUCUUUGUGGUCAGUCAGGAGGAAGACAUGCUGUCCAGACAGAGACAUCUGACCGUGAGGGUGGACAAGAGAAUAACCUUGGGAGCAUUUAAAAAAGAACUAGAACCAUACGUUGAAACAACAGUAGAUAACUUUAAGGUGUACAGGGUUUAUUCUAAUAAUCAAGAGUUUGAGAGUAUACGGCUAUCAGAAACAAUGAGUUUCUUUGAAGAUGGAAAGCUAAAUAUCAAGCUUGGACGAGCUCUGAAGCCAGGAGAAUACAGAGUGAAAGUUUAUCAGCUGCAGAUCAAUGAAUCCGAGCCGAGUAAAUUUUUGAUUGAUACAAUAUUUGCCAAAGGAAUGUCGGUGCUGGAAUCCAAGAAGUUGAUUAUUCCAGAAAUUAAAGAACAAUGCAGUAUCGACCUUCCUCUUGACAGAUGUCGAUUGCGUAAAAAGACAUGGAAGAAUCCUGGGACUGUGUAUACUGAUUCCCAAGUAUACGAAGAUGAUUUACCUAUCUUUGCCAACUGGGAGGUCUUUUUACAAAUUCUUGAUGGCCCGGAGUUAAUGGUAUCUACUUCACAGUUGUCAAUCUUUGUUCGGAGAUGGAAACCAUCGGCCUAUGAAUUUGGUCCAUUUGAGGAGAUUAUACUAUGUCAGCAGACACUAGAGGAACUGAAGGAGAAGCUUUCCGAGGUCAGCGGGAUAGAUUUGGAGAAUGUGGAGUAUGCUAAGGGGCGUGGCACAUUCCCAUGUGAUAUAUCAUUACUAGAAGUGCACACAGACCUGGACUGGAACCCUUAUGUCACCACUCUCAACUCCUGGCCACUCUACAUCUGUGAUGAUGGCAAUGUCCUCUACUACAGAGACAAAACUGAGAAACUAAUGAAACUGUCAGAUGAGAGGAGAAAGGAAUUACAAAACAAAGAAAAUGCCAGGUUGUCAAGAGGUUGUGGAAAGAGCACCUAUUCACCACGAAAGGAAAAAGCCCUGAAAAUCUACACUGACGACCCUCCAGUCAAGCAGUCCCAGGAUUUGGAUUAAAGUCAGUUACACUCCAAUCCCGUACCUGGACUGAAGUGUGUUGUUAUACAGAUGACAAGGUGAUUCAAGGAUCUGGAAGUCCCAACAAAAUGCGGUUGUAAUUAUUAUACAAGUAACACAUUAGUUCCACGAUCAUGACUAAGUGUAUUGUUUCAAGCAUCACCCUAACUUCAGGAUUUAUACUGAAUAAGAUCAUAUAACACAACAGUACCAGCAGCUUAACUUUAGGUGCCAUGAGUACAAAUAAUUCCAGUAUCUAGACUUAAUUUUUAUUAUACAGGCAAACAUCCUGCCACUAUCAGGAUCUUUACUGAAAGGUGUUGCUAACUCAAACAACAUGUCAAUCCAAAGAUCUAGACGGAAAUGGUUAAUCUGUGAUGUGACAAUGAUAAAUUUCGGGUAAUUGUUUAAUAUUUCUGUAAAAUGAAUUUUCAAACUUAGGCUUAAAUGGAAAACUAUGAAACCCUGAAUAUUGAUGCCUUGUCAUUUGUUUGGAAGUUUCAAAGUUAUGGACAUUAGUGAAUGUGGACUUAGAAGUGACUGAAUGUGAAGGAGGAUUAUUGAAGACCUGUUUUAUAUAAUACAAACAUGUCUUCUACAUGAAACGUUUAGACAUCACUGUUCUCUCUGGCUUGUGUAUGUAUGUGAUGCUUGUGUAUAAGUGUAAAUGGACAGGUUGUAUUUCUAUUUUGUAGUGAAACACUAGUACCAGUAUGUCAGAUAUAUGAUGCUUAAGAUAUCGUUUGAGUGGCUGAAGUUAUUUCAUUUAUAUGUGUAUACAAUACAGAAGUGUGAUAAGAAACAAAUUUAAAAGUCUUUCAAAAGAUUGUAUAAUUAAUUUGUCAGAGUGUUGCAUAUUUACUGUUUAUUGCUAAUAGCUUCAUGGGAGAUGUGUCCUUACAUCAGCGUUUUACCUUCUUUUGUAUGGAAGUCUGUGAAAUGACCUGAGAAUGUGUACAAAGUCAUAUACAAGUAACUUCAUCAGGGAGCUAUUUAUUUCUAUAGUGAUUAUAUGUCUCAUACUAUUGUUUGUUCGGAAAGUAUUACCGAUGUGAAGUUUUUAAAUGGAUUUCAGAUACAUCAGAUUAAAAAUAAUAUUGUAAAAUAGACUUUAUAAAGGAGGUUAGGUGUCAACAUUAAUAUCUUGGUAAUAUUCUGUAAAUUUCAUUGAGAAUUUUAUAUGACCUGUGUUUCAAAGUGUAUUGCAUUGCAGUUUUUUACAUGUUGAAGAAAUAAAGUGAAAAAUUUCCCAAAAUUGAAUUUUUAUUGGUCUUACUCUUAUGCUUUCACAAAAGACCAAAGAUUUUGGAAUUACGGAAAGAGAUUUUGUUCUGAUGUGAAAGAGUCAAUGAAAAAAUGGAGAGAAUUUCACUUUUGACCUUAACUUUUUAAUGGGUUUCAUUUUCAUGUCAGGUUGAAACUAUGUUUGAAAUCAAAAUACUAGUUUACUAUUUUCAAGGAUAAUGCUUCAACUUGGAAAAAAAAUUAUACAAAUUUUACAGCAAAUACCUACUAUAGGAUAUUGGUAUUUCAGUGUGACAAAUUUUCAAUCCAUUGCCUGUGGACUAUGUCGGCACUGAUAUGGACACAACUGUUAUUAGUUUUUUUUUCUUGAUUUGAUGUUAAAAAAAUUUUAUCUGUUAAAUAUAUCCAAAAUUACUAAUGAUAAGCACUUAAUGUUUGUGGAGAUGUGAUAGUACAUGUGAAUCUUGUACAGAUUCUUUCCAGGUUAGCUACACAUGUGAAUGUGUAAAGGGACAUAGUUUAACAAUUCAUCAUAAAUCAGGUCUCAAGAAUUGAAUGUUCACUGGUAUCUAAUGUGUAAAUUAGUUUUGAAAUUACUUUUGAAUUAAAAAUGGCUUUCCAAGACAUUUGUGAGUGGACGAGUCCUGUAACUGAUAACUGGUUAAUACUGGUUUGUUUUGUCUGUUUAAUAGAAGUCUUUUAGAUAUAUAAAGUUAUCAUAAUGUAUACCAUUGUUAAAUGUAUUUUUUAAGAUUUAUGAUAAAAAAUAGUCUCAAUUCUAAGAUCUUAGAUUAUUUAAUUAUAAAAUGUGUUAACUAAAACCAUUGCGUCCAACUACAGAAAUAUACUACUCCUUCAUGUAGAAUAUUUGAAUGCAUGUUAAUAUUAAGAUCACUCUGUAAAAUUUAUGACAUAUAUUGCAGUUGUUGUUUCAAAGCAUUGACAGAUCCUCAGUUUAGGUUUUGUUACAUAACUACUUGGUUGAGGAUAAAAGAGAGGAUUUCAUUGGAUGAAAUUGUUUUUUGAAACAUAAAACAUUUAUGUAUUGGCUUGAAAACAUUCUUUGACAUUUGUAAACAAUGUGACAUCGAUCACAGCAAUCAUUUUCAUAUAUCAUACAUAUAUGAUAAUCUGUAAUGUCUAUUGUUGAGGUUUCUUUUCUAAAUUGUUUCCAUUGGUACAAAAAGUGAAUGUAAAUAUAUUCCAAUGUCAAGCUGAUACUGCUAGAAUGUUGUUGAUAUGUUGCUCAGUGUAAUCAACAAGAUAGAGACUGUCCAAACCAAGUGUGUGAUAGUGUCUACCAUCCUGGUCUGUUCAUCACCACUUUUCUUGGGUGACCUUUAUCAGUAGACAUUUUGUAUGAUCUAAUAGGAAUCCUUAAAGAAUUGUACUGAAUUUGUAUGACAGCUUCAUUUUCACGAAUUAUUGAUCUUCAAUCAAUUUUUCUUAUUUUAAGCUAAGGAAGAUUCGUGAAAUAGAAGCCCAGUUCAUUUCUCUUCACAUAGGCAGAUACAGAAAUACAGCACAUAUCGUCAGAUCAUCGAAUUAACAGUAUUUUCUUCUACAUUGUUUUCAUAAUUUCACAUGUAAAUAAGAUGUGAAGAAAAAUUCUGAGCAAAUACUACAGUGCAAUAAUUGCUUCUUUAGGUUCAACGUUGUGCGUGUCAUUUAUUUGAGUAGACACGAAUUGAUUGGGAUUAAAGAGAAUAUACAUUAAUGACUGGAUUGUAAUCAAUUUAAAAAGAAAAGUUAUUUGCCUGAAUGUAUGUAUUGCACCAAAAUAGAAGGUGUUAUGCUACCUGUGAUUCUGAAAGUACUGCAUAAGUAGAUAGUAUAUAAUAAAUAGGUUAUAAAAGACAGUAGAUUUAAAUAUCUUUAGCCGACCACCCUACAUGGAGACAUCCUUCAAGGAUAGUAUCAACUGCCUAGUUUUGUAUUCGUUGAUCUUGAUGUUCUAUAAGGAUAGCAGCGGUAGACAAAUGUAGUGUGGAUUGAUCAAAUAUAGCUAAUGGACAAUUGACUGGAUUUCUACAAUCCUGAUAAUCAAGGAUUUCUAAUUCUCUUGGUGUUUAUGUUAUCUUGUCAUUGUCUUCAAAUACAUGGAAAGAUGAUACCAUUAUUGAAUAUUUUUGAAAGUAGUAACAAAUAACAUUUAUUUGUCCUGUCCCUUAAUUAAUAGGUCAAAAGUUGUUUGAAUUUUAAGAUAAUGUAGAUAUUAGACUUGUAGGACUUGGAAAAUGGUAUUUUCCGUGUCACAGCUGAGUGAAUAUUAUUACCAGGUUCGAUGGUAGUGUUUUGAAGUGUUCUUCAACAUAAAUGUUGAAACAGGUGCUUUGCAAAUGCUUUUUGUAUAUUGAUUUUUUAAAAUCUUCUGUUCAUCAGAGUGCAAAAUACCGGUCAUGCUGAUUAAUGUGUUUCUGUAGAGAUUUAUGUAUAUGUACUGAUGGUAAACAAAUGUGGCGCUCAAAGUGUUACUGUAUGUGGUUAUUUUAUCACUUUCAUUUUAUGUAAUCCAAGUGCUGCAACAAAAUACACAAAAGUGCUCCAACAACAUUCAGAAUACAUUGAUUUUUCAAUAAAACCAUACAAUCAA